CUGACCCCGAACCCUUGCCAUCAACUCACACUUGAUUGAUCAGCGUCUAGUUAUUCAAGUGUAUGGCUAGUCCUCCGAAUGCAGCUUACCUUGUUGAACCGGUCAACUUCUCGAACACCGAUCGAAUCUCCAAGCGGGGUUGGCGUUGUUCCGAGUCGUUAAUCAGCCAUCAAUGACGAGAGCUCCAUCUAUUGGUGACAUCAUGCGCCCUCCCCCCUUCCAUUGUGAGCUCUUGACACCAGACACUAAAAGCCUUCGGCCUCUCCAAUGCUCCCACAACUGCUCCAGCGACUUCUCCAGUGCAAAAGCAAAAGUAAGUGUAGAAGCUUGACCGUAAACCUCACCAAAAUGGCCGCCACACUCCUCCCGCAUCCCCCCCAGAAACCGCAUUCCAUCCACUCGUACGCCGGGUUGGCUAAGCCCCCCCACCUCACCCGCCUCGAGGAGACCACGCACAAGGUGGGCCAGGUCGAACCGCUCAGCAUCGACGUCGACGACGCCCACGGCGGCUUCGUCCCGGGCUUCCUGCACCUCCCGCCGGACUUCUUCACCAACCCGCCCGCCGCCACCGAAUCCGAGGGCGGCGGAGGAGGCACCACCACCACUGGCACCAAACCAGCAGCGGCCCUCCCUCCGCACCACCACCGCACCGCCGCCAUCCUCCUCUCGGGCGCCGGCGGCGGCGUCACGGGCCCCAGCUCCAUCUACCUCUCGCUCGCCUGCAAGCUAGCUACCCUCGGCCGCGGGAUCCCCUGCCUGCGGCUCGACUACCGCUACCCGGCCGUCACGGAGCCGUGCGUGUGCGACGCGAAAGCGGGCAUGGCCUACCUGCGCGACAUGUACGGCCUCGACCGGUUCGUGCUGGUCGGGUGGUCGUUCGGCGGCGCCGUGGUGUUUACUGCCGCCGAGGACGAUCCGCACGUGGUGGGGUGUGCGACGGUAGCGAGCCAGACGGCCGGGACCGAAGGGAUCAAGAGGCUUGCGCCGAGGCCGGUGCUGUUGAUGCAUGGGAGCGGGGAUAAUACGUUGAGUGUUGGGUGUUCGCAGCGGUUGUACCAUAAUUAUGGGGCAGGGGACAGGAUGUUGCAGGUUUUUGAGGGGGAUAAUCACUCGUUGAGCAGGAAUGCGGAGAGGGCGGAGGAGAUGCUGUGUGAGUUUGUGGCGCGGUGCGCGGGCGUCAGGGUUGAUCCGCAGGAGAGGAAGAAUGUGGUCGAGGCGGAGCUGGUCGACGAACGGGAGAGACAUGAGUUGAUGGAGAAGGGUGGUGAUCUGAGGGCCCCCGAGAGGGAGGACUAGCCGGUAGUGAGGAACGGGUGGCUGUGAACAGAAUGGAAGUGCUGCUUGGCGGGUGAGUGUACUAUAUUGUUCAACAUUGGAUAUCAAAGUGGGUGGUCACAUUCAGGGGCUAGGGGCCAAAACGGUGAGUGGCAGCAUGGAGGCAGAAAUUGUUCAGAAUCAUAAUGAGAGUUAUAGCUGUACAAAGGGAGUUCAAACUCCCGU
Parathielavia appendiculata is the source of this 1500-nucleotide messenger RNA. RefSeq names its product alpha/beta-hydrolase. Bases 349 to 1296 code for a protein of 315 amino acids. The transcript has a single exon. Lineage: Eukaryota; Fungi; Ascomycota; Sordariomycetes; Sordariales; Chaetomiaceae. The record is from RefSeq and is a predicted model, not a curated record.